Molecule: messenger RNA, 1347 nt
Organism: Helianthus annuus (common sunflower)
Lineage: Eukaryota; Viridiplantae; Streptophyta; Magnoliopsida; Asterales; Asteraceae
Exons: 2
Coding region: 1-1347 (448 amino acids)
Source: RefSeq, a predicted model, not a curated record
AUGAAGAAAGUUGGGAAAGAAGUUGUUAAGUAUUUGGGGGACUAUCAAUUUGGGGUGGGGGUCCCCAAUGGGGCGGAGGCGGUGCUGCACAGUGCUAACAGGUUUCUUAAUUCUUUUCAUUCAGAUAGCUCGCUAGCCAUGCUUACGGUUAAUUUCUCCAACGCUUUCAACUUAGUUGAUCGUUCGGUUUUGCUUCGCGAGGUACAUUGCCAUUGCCCCUCAAUAUUCCCGUGGGUUCAAUUUCUGUAUGCCCAGCCUGCUAGACUAUACAUGGGGAAUGACCGCAUCGGGGUAUUCACGGGGGUCCAGCAAGGGGAUCCCUUGGGACCUUUACUUUUUGCCUUAGCCCUACAUCCCUUAGUGCUUCGGGUGCAGGAAAACUGUAAACUCCCCUUCCAUGCUUUGUACUUGGAUGACGGGACUGUCAUCGGGGACGCUGUUCAGGUUGCUAAAGCUCUUGACAUCAUCGGUUCGGAGGGUCCAGCCAUGGGGCUACGACUUAAUAUUAGAAAAACUGAGGUAUUUUGGCCGACAUGCAACGGGGUGAAGGUCCGGACAAGGCUUUUUCCCAAUGAGAUUGGGAGGCCGGAGAGAGGUGUCAAACUACUAGGAGGUGCAGUCAGCCGUGAUGCCAGUUUUAUUAGUAGAUUAGCGGCUAAGAGGGCAACACGUGCGGUUGACAUUAUGGGACACCUUCUCUUGUUGCGGGAUCCUCAAAGCGAACUUCUCUUGCUUAGAUCUUGUAUGGGGGUUGCAAAGUUGCUAUUUGGUUUGCGAACUUGCCAGCCCCCCUUUGUGGAUGAUGCUGUUUCACGUUUUGAUAAAGGUCUUCGGGAGGCAAUAGAAGACAUUGUCGACCACAUCUUACGUAACAGUGGGGUUGCUAACACUGACCCGGAUUAUGCCAGCGCCUUGGAACGGUUGCAAGAAUCUCUCCCUAACUUUGAUCUCGGCGAUUUCUUUAACAAUGAUACCGCCCCCAAAAAGCCACAGAAAGCUUUGGCGAAUGCCCUUUGUUGUCGAAUCGCACAAAGUUUGGGAGAAGAUUUCCAUUUGUCCCCCCGCCAGAAAGCCGUCAUUGAAUGCCUACAGAGGCCUCACGCUCAGGAUUUUUUAACUGUUAUUCCUAUUGAAGGUCUGGGUCAACGUAUGUCAGCGGUGGAGCACCAGUCAAUCCUUAAGUACCGUCUGAUGAUCCCCAUGUUGCCGAAUAAUAAAACUUGCCCAGUCUGCCGUAAAGCAUGCCUGGAUAAAUACGGGGAGCAUGCGUUACACUGCAGAGAGUUGCCAGGGUUUAAGUAUCGCCAUGACUUUGUUCGAGACGUGUUAAUGGAUAUCCUCAGAUGA